AUGGAGGUCACUGAAGAGACACGAAAGUAUUUGACUAUUAACACACAUAAGGGUCUAUUUCAGUAUCAGCGGUUAGUUUUCGAUGUGACGUCAAGCCCAGCAAUUUGGCAACGUGCCAUGGACCAGGUGUUACAUGGUUUACCUGGAACACAAUACAUCCUUGACGACAUGAUAAUUACCAGAAAGUCCAAUGAAGUGCACUUAGAACGGUUAGAGGAAGUUCUAAAACGAUUACAAGAGGCAGUCUGAGAGCGAACAAAGAGAAGUGUGCAUUCUUCAAGUAGAAAGUUGUGUUUUGUGGCCAUGAAAUUGAUGCCAAUGGUUUACACAAAACCCAAGAGAAGAUCAAGGCAGUAGUGAACGGUCCCAGGCACGAGAAUGUGUCACAAGUCCGAUCCUUCCUAGGACUGGUAAAUUACUAUAAUCGGUUUCUCCCCAACGCAGUGUCAGUUCUUCGCCCACUACACGUAUUGCUUCAGAAAAGUCACAAGUGGAAGUGGACUGAACAAUGUGAGAAAGCUUUUAAAAAUGCCAAGCAUUUGAUAACCUCUGACCUAAUCGUAACCCACUACGACACAACGCUUCCAGUUAAGAUCGCAUGUGAUGCUUCACCAACCGGAAUUGGUGCAGUGUUGUCGCAUGUUAUGGCGGAUAGAAGUGAAAGACAA
This is a messenger RNA of Paramuricea clavata, 668 nucleotides long. Lineage: Eukaryota; Metazoa; Cnidaria; Anthozoa; Malacalcyonacea; Plexauridae. The record is from the annotation of a GenBank genome assembly.